Molecule: messenger RNA, 831 nt
Organism: Recurvomyces mirabilis
Lineage: Eukaryota; Fungi; Ascomycota; Dothideomycetes; Mycosphaerellales; Teratosphaeriaceae
Exons: 2
Coding region: 1-831 (276 amino acids)
Source: RefSeq, a predicted model, not a curated record
AUGCAGCACUUCCUCUACGCCGCAGUAGCGCUGUCUGCCUUAGCUAGCGCCCACUAUACCUUCACUGGCAUUGAGCUCAAUGGUGUCAAGAAAGGUUCAGACUGGACGUACUUCCGCGAGCACACACGCGGUUACAUGCCAACGUACGGCCCAGACAUCGCUUCCAAUGACUUUCGUUGCCAGCCCGGGGGUGACUCUGGUGCUAAGACGGAUGUUUUGACUGUGAAGGGUGGCGAUAAGUUACACUUCACGCUAGGCUUUGGCAAAACUGGUAUGGACCAUCCUGGCCCAGCAGCAGUCUUCAUGUCCAAGGCCCCCAGCGAUGUCAAGUCCUACGAUGGUUCCGGUGACUGGUUCAAGGCUUUCGACUCUACACUCUGCUCUUCUCCCAGCGCCAUCACGACCACGGCAUGGUGCAGUUACAAACAGCCUGGUGUCGAGUUUGUGGUGCCUGACCGCCUACCAGCAGGCGAGUACCUCAUCCGCCCUCAGCAUAUCGGUCUCCACGAAUCUCAGGGCGACGGUAAAGGAGCACAGUACUUCUACUCUUGCGCCCAGGUCAAGAUUGAGGCUAGCUCGGCCAACGCAUGGCUGCCUACUAGGACUGUCAAGAUCCCAGGUAUGAUCAAAGAACAAGACGAUGGUGUCAAAUUCAACAUCUGGUACCCUCAGCCGACAGCCUACCCGUACACGCCUGGUGGUCCACUCAUCGUUGGUGGACAGACGCAAGGUGACUCCAAGGGCGUGAGCAAGUCGAUCGUGACGGUCGCGCAGAAGCGAAGCAUUGGUGGCAGUAUGAUCGCGAGGGCAAGGGAUCUCGUUAGCUCUUGA